CGUUCGUUGAAGUUCGUUGCAUAGAUAAUAUACUGUCAAAAUGUCGGUAAAUGCACAAAUGCAUUUAAACAGCAAUGCAAAUAUUAUAAAGAGUGAUAAAACUAUAAUAAAACCUUUAUUCCCUAAACGCGAGGAAUGUUCUCAUGUGUCCUGUUAUUGUGAGGAAAACGUUUGGAAACUUUGCCAAGACGUUUCAUUGAGAGUACCCGAGGAAUUGGAUAGAUGCUAUGUCGUUUUCAUUUCGAACCCUUGCCGCACAGUGCCUCUUUGGAAACAAAGGGCCGGGCGUGAAGAAGAUCGUCUCGUCAUAUGGGAUUAUCAUGUGAUAUUCCUGUAUUCUGUGGAUAUCAAGUCUUGUCUUGUAUAUGAUCUUGAUUCAGAAUUACCAUUUCCAACAUUUUUCCACAAAUAUGUAACAGAAACUUUUCGCACAGACCAAGUCCUCAAAUCAGAUUUCCACAGGUUCUUUCGUGUUGUGACUGCAAAACAAUUUCUGCAACUUUUUUCAUCAGAUAGACGUCAUAUGAAAAGACCAGAUGGUUCAUGGAUUAAACCCCCACCACCCUACCCAGCAAUAAGCACUUCAGUCUCAACACACAACUUGGAUGAGUACAUCAAUAUGGAUGUAGACACAGGACCUGGGCAGGUCUACAACUUGACAGAUUUUGUCCAACGUUUCUACAAAAUUAACAAGUAGUACAAAAAUGAAGCCACUAGAUAGUCCUAAAUAUAAUUUAGUUUAAAUUAUCUUUAUAAUUGGUUUUUGUUGAUUAUGUUUUAGUAAUCUGUUAGUAAUUGUUUUUGUACAUCCCUAAAAAAUAAAUCUGUGAUUCGAUUGCCAUUUAGUAAAUAUUAAUUUUAGUACAGUUUGACAACAUUACACUUUAUUUGAUAAUGAUUUAUUUAUGUGUGAAUUUUUUAAUAUUUUUCCAUACUUAUUUUAGUUGACAUAAAAGGACUUGAAAAAAUGAUUUUGAGUAAACACAUAAAUCACAUUCACUUUUAUCUUUUAAUAAAAUGAUAAAGCACACAUUGAUUUAAUUAAAAUCACUCACUACUAAUAAUUAAGAACCCAUGACAUACAAGUUCGUGGUAUUUUGACAUUAAACACAACUAUAAUAAAAAAAAAUUACAUACCUUUAUUACUUACUUGUUAAGUGCUUUCUAUCAUCAUGUUAGUAUAUUAUCUAAUAUAAAAAGAUUAUCCUUUUAAUAAUAAGCAAAUGGCAAGUUAGAUAGAUAACUAAUACUUAUAAUAAAAUUUGUAAGUAUAUAAUCAAGAGGCUAGUGCUAUAAUUUCUAAUAUUGAAUUGUAAGUAAGUAGAGUUUUAAAAUUUUAUUUAUUAUUAGGAUCGCCAAAGGAAUUUACAACAUUGCAUGACUGUACUUCAAACAAUGAAAUGUGGGCUAAUUGCAAUUCUCAUAACAGGCUACCAUAAAUUAUAAAAGAAUUCAAUGUUAAUUUUGGUGAGUAACUAUAAAACAUAAGAAAGAUUAUUUGAUACUUGUUAUGACUGAAUUAAACUUUAUUUACUAAAUUUAUGUUAUCUUGAGUGAUAAUAUAAAAUUGAAGUAAUUUUUAUUAAAAUGUAUAUUGUUGUGAGUAGCUUUUGUAUGUUGUUAAAUCUAUUUCAAAAUUUUGUAACAACUUUUAUACACUUCUUUAUUCUUCCCUAGCACCCUUAGUAAAUAUAAAUUUACCUUCAUGUUAAUCCAGAAAUUAUAACAAUUUUAUUGGAAUGAAAAUACUUGUUAUAUUCUUAAAUAUUUAUUAAAAAUUUAUUAAUAUAUAACUGGUUAUAAGGUUUUAAUUGUAUCGCUUAGAUUUUUAACUAUAUUGCUGUUAUAAUUGGCGCAAUUUUAAAUGCAUCAGCAAAAUGAGCAAAUCAAGAAUAUAUAAAAUUUAUUACAAUAACCUACUAUAUUGUGAUUAUUGUUAGUUUAAUUUAUUCGACAUUUAUUCUUCAAAGAACCUAAAAUGCAUUAAUUAUUGUGCCCAUACGUUAACUCAAAAAUUAAAGUAGCAUACUAGAUUUAAGAAGAAAGCAGCACAAAUUUUAAAAUACCCAUAAAUUUUACUUAAUCUUAAAAAUGUAUUUUAUCAAUGAGAGCAUAUAAAAGCACUUAUCAUUUUCCAUUUCGUAUUUUCUGCAGGGUUUGAUGAUCUGUGUUCAUAACUUUACCGAUUUACUAGUCAAUGUUUUAAUGUUAAUAUUGUUAUUCACGCUUUUGUUUCGUGACAAUUUGUUGUUUUAGUGUUUUUAAGUGUGAUAAGGCCAGCAAAUAUGAAUAAAAUUUACUAGGUAAUACCAUUACGAUAAUGAAACCAAAGUUACCUAUAUAAAUUUACAAAUAAUACCUAUCUAAUGCUUCAUAUAGGUUACAAGAAAUAAAUAACCUUAUCUUAACAGUUAUCAGUUAUUACCUGUUUAAAUUACGUAACAAAAAAAAUCAAAAUAUCAUAAUCGCUCGCGAUCAAUUUUUACAAAUUGCUAAUGUUUUUUCCUGUUAGUAUUCACUUUUCAUCUUAGUGUAAUAUUAUUCGAGGCGUAGCUGUAAACUUUACGGGACCAAUAAGUGGAUGUAAUGAUCAACCCAUACGAGUGACUAAAUAAAUAAUAGAUUAGAAGAAUGUGUAAUCGUCCCACGGUUGCGCCUUUUAUAUAAAAAAAAAAAAACACUAUAAUUCCGAUACCUUCCUUCUGCUUACGUUUUCUCUAAUUAGGUACUGAUAAUCUCAACUGAUAAAAAUGCGCUUUGCUUUAAGUGUACCAAAGUUACAUUUUUAUAAUUUACGGGUAGACUGAGGUAUGCGACAGAUCGCGUAGGCGAGGCAAUAACCAGAUCGCGACAUGCAACGGCGUACGAUGAUACAACUGCAGAAAUUGUAGUCUCGUGUGUUUUUUUCAUCCUCGCAUUCACAAUGGCGAAGCAAUACGCUGUAAUGCCAUUAGUCUCGCGUGCCGCGCUCUGUCUUGAACUGCAAUUUCUUAAGAUUUAAUGUGCAUAAAAUAAAACACUACACGCUA
Messenger RNA from Bombyx mandarina (wild silkworm), 3029 nucleotides. RefSeq names its product N-terminal glutamine amidase tungus (gene tun). Gene Ontology annotation, cellular component: nucleus; cytosol. Gene Ontology annotation, molecular function: protein-N-terminal asparagine amidohydrolase activity; protein-N-terminal glutamine amidohydrolase activity. Lineage: Eukaryota; Metazoa; Arthropoda; Insecta; Lepidoptera; Bombycidae. The record is from RefSeq and is a predicted model, not a curated record.